CUUUUUAAUUAAUUAAAUUUUUGUAUUAUUAAAGUUAAGUACAAUAAGAUAACAUAGGAUAUUUUGAUUUUAUUAUGAAGAUAAAUUUAAAAUUUGUUUGUCGUUAUUUCUCCAAAAACUUUAUAGAUAUUACACCCGAAGUGAAAAAUGCUUUAAAUAACCAAAAACCAGUAAUUGCAUUGGAAUCAGCUCUAAUUACACAUGGGUUACCAUAUCCAAAAAAUGUGGAGACUGCAUUGGAAAUGGAACACAUAAUCAAAUCAUAUGUAAUCAUUUUUUUAUAGUACCACUGUCCAGGCAUUUAAAUGUUUUGAAAUAUUUAUUUUGUAAGUAUAUAUUUUGUUUGUAGGGCAUAAUUCCAGCUACAAUUGGUGUUAUUAAUGGUAAAGUUAAAGCUGGUAUGGUUUCUGAACAAAUCUAUGAACUUGGCAUACCAGCUGAAAAGAAAACUUUAAAAGUUUCAAGGAGAGAUUUUCCUUAUGUGCUUAGCCAAGCAAGUCUUAAAAUAAAUUUUUUUAUACCUAGUAUUAUGUUUUAAAAGUAAAUGUCUAAUUAAAGUCAAAAUUAAUUGUAUUUUGUAUUAAUUAAUUAUAGGGCUUAAAUGGUGGUACUACAGUAUCUGGAACUUUAGUUAUCGCUAGUGCAUUAGGUAUAAAAUUCUUUGUUACUGGUACGUAUAUCCUUAUAAAUAUUAUAUUAUAGUUUUCUAUGAAAGGGGUUGGAAAUGGUUUCCCAUAUUUUUCACCUUUUAAUAACUUCUUUGAUGAUAACAUUUUUCCAUUGAUCUACCCAAUUAAUCAAUUAUUAUUAUUUUCUAUUAAUAAAUAAUAUAUCAUCAUAUUUCCCAAUGCCCAUUUAAAAGUAGUGGUUGUUACAACAUUUUACACCAAUAAACUGGAGUAAGAAGCUGGAAAUCGUUCACUACUGUGUGCCCAAAGUGGAAACUUCAUUUUUAAAUCUCAUAUUCUACAAUAAUUUAUUAUUUAUGUGCAUUGGAAGUUUGUUGUUGCAAGAGUUGUUUGUGUAGUAAAAUUGUGUAUACUAAAUAUAUAAUUCUUCUGUCCAUCUACACUUCUCAAAACUUUAAAGUCAAGACCAUUCUUUUUUUUCUUCACUUUCAUCCCAAUCAUUUGUUGUUGGUCACCCUCGUUCUAAACUUCUACUUGACCUGAUCUUCCAUCUCACUUACACCGACUGUUCUCAAAUCAUUCUCAAUUGCGUCCAGCCACCUCUUUUUUGGUCUUCCCCUCCACCUUUAUUUUUAUUAUGACUUAUGUUUCUGGUUCCUCUCUCCUCAUGACAUGCCUAAACUAUUUAAGUCUAUUUUCUCUCAUUUUGUCUACUAUCAAAGUAACAUCUAAGCUACCCUCUUAUGAACUUAUUCCUUAUACUGUUUUCUCUCGUCCUCUACUCACCCAUCCAUUCUCAUCACUACACUCGUUUACUGUUUACCACCCCAAACACUUCAAACUAUACAAUAUAGUUAGUUUCACCAUAUUUUUGUAGAAUUUAACUUUAAGUCUCAUUGAAAUUCUCUUAUCUUAUAAACCACCUGGUGCUUCUCUCCACUUUAUUCAACCAAUCUUAAUCCUAUGUUUUACAUUCUCAUAAGAUAAGAAUAUUAAAAAUUAUAAAUAUUUUAAAAAAUGUUGUAUUAUUAUUUUAUUUUAGUAUUAUUUAAAAAGUAUCUGAAUAUUAAAUUGUAUUAUUUUAUUUUUAUUAUAUUCUUAAAAAUUGAAUGGGCCUCACUGAACAAGUCUGUGAAACAUAAAACAAUUAAGGGCCAUUUUUACAGUAUACUGUAAAGUGUUUGUUAGUACUAACAAGUUGUGUUUUUCAAAUUUUUCCGGGAAGAAAUCUUAACUAACUGUUGGUUAGCUAAUAGAAUUUUGCUGGUUUGUGGUAAUUGGAUAACCCUAUAAAAAACUAUGGGAUAUGAAACAUCUAGCACAAAUAAUGUUAGUUAGACUUGAUUGUUUACUAUUUGUGUGAUUAUAAUUUUAUUUAGGCGGUAUUGGUGGAGUUCAUUUAGAUGGUCAAAAUUCUUUAGAUAUAAGUGCUGAUUUAUUAGAAUUGUCGAGGUGUGCAAUAAUGGUUGUUUCUGCCGGUGUAAAGUCUAUCCUUGAUAUAGGUCGAACUUUAGAGUACCUAGUAAGUUUUUUAUAUCAAAAUGUAUUGUUUCUACAAGGUCUGACCAAUAAGUAAUGAGACUAAUUCAAUAAAAUACGUAUAUUUAAAUAUUAAGAUACAUCGAUGUGAUUCCCUUUAAAGUACUCCCCUCCCACCCCUAUAUACUGGUUCAAACGUUUUUUCAGGCUCUCAUAACAUUUCUGGAAGGCUUCGACUGGAAUGUCCUGAAGUACCCUCGUCACGGCGUUCUGGAUGUCAGUUAUGGACUCAAAAUGCGUUCCUUUCACGGCCAAUUUUGUUUGAGGGAACAAAAAGAAGUCGCAGGGUGACAUAUCCGGCGAAUAGGGCGCUUGUGGCAACACUGCGAUGUUCUUAGAGGUCAAAAAUCGCGACACACUGAAGGCACGCCGAAAGGUUCUUCGGUAUCAUCUUUGCACACAGCUUUUUCAUGGACAAAUCAUCAGUUAAAAUUUUUCUGACGGUUUCUCGUUUCAAAUUAAGUUCAUCAGCCAACAUUCGAAUGGUUAAACGCCGAUCUUGAUGCACGAGAGUGCGCACACGNCCAUUUUUAAAAUUUUUAUGCCAUUGAAACACCUGAGCACGACUCAGGGCUUCAUCAUCGAACACUUUCACCAAUUUAUCGUACGUUUCCAUAAUGGAAUCGCCGAGUUUAACGCAAAAUUUAAUCGCGUACCGCUGAUAUUUGUGACAAGCCUUACAAACACGUUGUCGAAAACAUAACACAACUGGAAAACUAAUUAUUGUACGAAAAUCGCGAGCACAUGUAUCGAUAGAGGAGAGAUGAGAGAUUAACCGAAGUUUCAGAUUCGCAGUGUUACCACAAGCGUGGCAAAAAAAAAACAGUCUCAUUACUUAUUGGUCAGACCUCGUAUUGUUGUAUAAAAUAAACUCAAUCAUUUUAAUUAAAGGAAACUGUGGGUGUUUGUGUUGCUUCAUAUAAUUCAAAAAGGGAAUUUCCUGCAUUUUAUACCAAACAAAGUGGAUAUUAUACUGUAUGCGAUGUAACUUCACCUUAUGAGGCAGCUGGCCUCUUAGAACAAUGUCAAAAUACUGGAUCGGGUGUUUUAUUAGCUGUUCCAAUACCAAAAGAAAAAAUAAAAAGUAAUUAUAAAUUAAACAUUAAAGAAAUGUUAAAUAUUAAUAAUAUGUAAUACUUUUAUGAUUGAUAAUAUGUUUCUGAAGAAUCAGAAAUUGAUUUAGCAAUAAAAAAUGCUCUACAGAUGUGUGUAGAAAAAAGCAUUAAAGGAAAAAAUGUUACUCCUUUUGUUUUAAGUGAAGUUAGUCGAGUUACUAAAGGAGUGUCCAUGGAGACAAGUAAAAUUAAUUAUUUUGGUUUCCUCAUAUAUUUUAUUUACUCAAAAUAAAUUGUUUAGACAUUUCUUUAUUGAAGAAUAACUGUUUGGUUGGAAGCAAAAUUGCAAAGGAGUUUUAUUCUAGACAUUUUCCAAAGUCAGAAUCAAUUUUUGAAAUUAAAAAUACAACAAAAAAAGCUAGCAACUUUCCAGUAUGUGAAUAAUUUUGUUUUAAUAAUAUAUUACCUACUCACUUACCUUAAUAUUUAUUAUUUUUGUUUUGAAAUCUAGGUGGUAAUUGGUGGUAGUAAUCUAGACUAUGUGCUUCAAGUUGAUGAAGAUUUAAAGGUAAGUUUAUUAUGGAAUUAAACAAUUAGCACAAUUGAACUAUUAUAAUAUUUGUUAAUGAAAAUUUUAUGUGAAUCCAUUGGCUAAGGACUAUAUAGGUAUAAUAAAUUAUGACGUAAAUCAAAAUUGAUAAAUCAUUAUUUUAAUAAUAAUAAUAAUAAUAAUAAUAAUAAUAAUAAUAAUAAUCAUUUUUAUAAUAAUCAUAAUAAUAAUAGCUCUAGGAAUGCUUAAAAAAUAAUAGUACAAAGUUCACAAUAUUUAUUGUACAACAAACAUUUUAACAUUUUAAUUUUAAUUAAUAACAAAUGAAAAUAUAUACCUAAUCACGAUUUUGCUAAUACAGUCCAAUUUUUACAUACAUUUUCAUGAUUGCAUUAAAGACAAUUGGGAAGCGACAAGACCACGACACAAGAAUAAUAGGCUAUGUAUAA
This is a messenger RNA of Cinara cedri, 4222 nucleotides long. Lineage: Eukaryota; Metazoa; Arthropoda; Insecta; Hemiptera; Aphididae. The record is from the annotation of a GenBank genome assembly.